Limanda limanda (common dab) is the source of this 2262-nucleotide messenger RNA. RefSeq lists its product as uncharacterized. Gene Ontology annotation, biological process: canonical Wnt signaling pathway; regulation of transcription by RNA polymerase II. The transcript is spliced from 7 exons. The record is from RefSeq and is a predicted model, not a curated record. The coding region runs from base 260 to 1477 and encodes 405 amino acids. Gene Ontology annotation, cellular component: beta-catenin-TCF complex. Lineage: Eukaryota; Metazoa; Chordata; Actinopteri; Pleuronectiformes; Pleuronectidae. Gene Ontology annotation, molecular function: DNA-binding transcription factor activity, RNA polymerase II-specific; RNA polymerase II cis-regulatory region sequence-specific DNA binding.
GUGUCUCUGUUUACCUGAAGCUGGCUGUCUUUGUCCGCUCGGAGACUCGAGCUGUGCAGACCGGAGGAGACAGGAGGACCGGAGGACCAGAGGACAGGAAGAGGGCAGGAGGAGGACCGGAGGACAGGAGGAGACAGGAGGACCGGAGGAGACAGGAGGAGGCAGGAGGAGGACCGGAGGACCGGAAGAGCACCGGAGCACCGGAGGAGACAGGAGGACCGGAGGACCGGAGCACCGGAGCACCGGAGGACCGGAGGACAUGUCCCCCUUUUCGCCCCUGCGGGUGUCGCUCCAGCAGCGGAUCCUCUCGGCCGCUGAGCACUUCCUGCUGCAGCUGGAGGAAGCAGAAGAAGCGGCUCGAGUCCCGGCGCUGAGAGCGAUGCUCACCGAGCGGCUAACGGCGGAGAUCGUCGCUGUGUUGGAGGAAACCGUGGCGGAGUGGGAGGAGCGAGUGGAGCGGUCCCAGCGGGAGGUCUGCCGCCAGAGGAGGCUGCUGGAGGCCGUGAUGAAGCCCGAGGUCCGGCUAACAAGAGCAGACGUCCAGCAGGUGGUGCUGAGUGGAGCAGAGGUUCCCCCUGAGCAGCAGCAGUGGAGCCCCCUGGUGGACCAGGAGGAUCCAGAGCCCCUCUACAUUAAAGAGGAACAGAAGGAACUAAGGAUCAGUCCGGAGGGAGAGCAGCUUCAAGGAGUGGAGGAGGCUGAUAUAAUAAAGUUCACGUUUACUCCUGUCGCUGUGAAGAGUGAAGAAGAUGAAGAGAGACCUCAGUCGUCACAGCUUCAUCAGAGUCAGACUGAGGAGAUCAGAGCGAACAUUCGAGGACCAGAACCAGAACCAGCCAGGAACUCGGGUCCUGAGGCACAUUUACAACCAGGUCCUGUAAACAAGACUUCAAACUGCUUUGAGCCUGUGGCUGAAACCAGAGCUGUUGAUUGGAGGAAGACCAGGGAAUCUCCAUCUUGUUUUAAUACAAGAAUUAACAAAUUUCCCUGCAACACUCUGCCGGCCGUGAGGCUCCCUCAAGGCCUGGAGAGGAUCCUGGCGAAUGUUGGAUAUGUGAAUGGAGAGUUGCUCUACAGGGUUCCAGCAGCUCCUCCUCUUGUUGCUGCUGCUCCUCAAGCGAAGCCUCUGAUUCCACAAAAGCGAAGGCGAGCCAACCCGCUGGACGACAGCCGGCCGUACAUCAAGAAGCCGCCCAACGCCUUCAUGCUCUUCAGGAAGGAGGAGCGGCUGAAGGUCGUGGCCGAGCUCAACAACGCCAACAGUGCGGCUGUGAACACCAUCAUUGGACAGAGGUGGAAGGCGCUGCCAGGAGAGGUGCAGGCCAAGUACUACGAAGAAGCUGAGAAGGAGAAGCAGAUCCACAGCCAGCGCUUCCCCGACUGGUCGUCAAGUGACAACUACGGCAAAAAGAGGAGGAGGAUCAGGAGGAAGGGUCCGAACAUGACCGGAGGUCCGUCACUGCUCAACGCCCCGUGACACGCCCACGGGACACGCCCACUUUGGAUCCUCAGCUCUCCACUGACUCUAUGCUUUUAAUUUGAAGGUUUCACCUCCUCUUCCCCUCCCCCCCCCACACCUGUUUCAUUGAGGUGAAAUUGAACUGAAUUCCAAAUAGAUGAGUUUUCAAUGGAUAAAACAUGAGAAUCAGUUAUUAAGAUUAUUUCGAUCGGAUCCAUGAUCAGUGUGAACCGAGUUUGAGUCAAAGCUUGUGAACAUAUUAAAAACAGAAGUGAAGAACCAGCUCUGUUCCACUCAAACCUCUGAGCUUCACCUGGACUCAAUCCUCAGAGGACGUCCUCCAGGGACGUGGAUGCUAUGAAGCUAAUGUUCCUCCAUGUUCUAGUCAAAGUUGUACUUCGCUCUGCUGACCUCACUGUGGCGCUAGAGCUGAGUCCAGCUUCUCGCAAACAUCUGUAUAAACAUUUCAGCCGGGAUCAAAGACUCGGGCAGACGGACGUAGUCCAAGUAUUCUGGAUUAAUUUAUUUCAGUCGGAGACACAGACGCUGAGCAGAGGACACACAACAUGUGACCAAUGAACACACACAAAACAGGUGAUUAGACAAGUCUGCACCGUGUGUGUCAUGUGUCCACCAGGUGUCACUGUCUCCUCCACCAGUUACCAUGCUCCUCAGUCAUCGUGCUUUUACCGAUUUUUUUUCUAAAGUAUUAUCUCGUUCAAAUACGCCGGUGAAAAGGUUUAAAAAACAGCUUUUGUGUAAGAAGUUCUUUGCUAUGAUAAUUAAAUUAUUUUCCCCAAACU